Messenger RNA from Sclerotinia sclerotiorum 1980 UF-70, 1593 nucleotides. RefSeq lists its product as hypothetical. Gene Ontology annotation, cellular component: mitochondrion. Gene Ontology annotation, molecular function: ATP binding; aspartate-tRNA ligase activity. The record is from RefSeq and is a predicted model, not a curated record. NCBI's taxonomy places the organism in Eukaryota, Fungi, Ascomycota, Leotiomycetes, Helotiales, Sclerotiniaceae. Bases 1 to 1593 code for a protein of 530 amino acids. Gene Ontology annotation, biological process: aspartyl-tRNA aminoacylation. The transcript is spliced from 6 exons.
AUGCCUGCCAAAGUCAAAAAUAUUCCCCUUACUUUGAAUGCAUUAUACUUCAGAUAUCUUCUCGCAAGCAGACCACUGAAGCCCGGUGAAGGGAGAGUUUGCAGGCUUGAAAAGGAGGAAUCGUACUCAAAUAAUACACGCUGGCUUUUCAUCAUCUUCACUAUUCCAAAGUCAAGUGUCGAUCCAUUCAAUCCACGGGCCAGGAUUCGACCAGCGAACGUUGGGCAAAACAUCACUGUUGUUGGUUUCCUGCGCAAUAAGAAGCAGCUGAGUAAAGGACUCAUAUUUGCUAAAAUAUGUGCAGGGCCUUCAGCAGAUGCUGGUAUCCAAGUUAUAUUAAAGGACAGCUCCGAGGAAGGGAAGAUCGGAGAUUUCUUCAAAAGUAUCAAGGAACACAGCGCCGUGUCUGUGACAGGAGUUUUGCAGUACAAAGUCAAGAAGCCAGAAGUUACACCCGAAUCGCAGGUUUCCAUUUCCGAAGAGCUUUCUAGUUCGGUCGAAUCAAAUUAUUCUCCAUCAGACUUUGAGAUCCAUGCUGAAGACGUGAGAGUAAUUAAUUCAUUUCCCAAGGACAUUAUUGUUGGGCCUGCCCAGAAAUUUGGGCCCGAUUCAAGACAUCUUGAGAUUGAUAUGGAAAUGCCAUGGGCGGAUGGUCGACGUGUCAUGAGAGUUGUUCAAGGGCUUGUAAAACAAGUGCAUAGGGUGAUACAGGAUGAACAGAUUGGAGCUGACCACGUUCAAUUUAACUUCACACGCGAAAUUCCAAGAGUGACAUAUGAGGAAGCCAUGUCAAAGCAUGGAUCUGACAAACCUGAUCUCAGAAUUGUGGACCUGAUCCAUCGCGUGGAAUCGGUAAUUCCAGAAAACCUCAAGGGAAUGCUGACUUCAAUUGAAAACCCUAUAAUUGAAGCCUGUAAAUUCCGGCUUAGUGGAAAUCCUAGGAAGGUACAACAGUUCAUCCGCAACUUUAUGGACUCGCCAGAUGCCGAAUCAUUUCAGAAAAACCCUGAUGGCCCUCCCGGAAUAUUUGUUUUCGAUCCCAAGAGACCAUUAGAGGGUCUCCAAGCAUUUGGCUUUGAAGGUUCUGAGGCCUUGAAGCAUCUAUACUCUUCUCUUCAAUCCUCUUCACACAAAAUCAUUGACCCACGAGGACCGAACGCCGCAACCACUUUUGAUGAAGGAGAUUUACUUAUCCUUCAAGCGCGUCCCAAUGUGCGUCAUUCCGGUGGUUCUACUACUCUAGUCACUGCCGAUCACUAUGAUCUUGUUGUUAAUGGUGUCGAACUCGGCGGUGGCUCAAAACGUAUCCACUCAGCCGAGGUCCAAAAAUUCAUCAUGAAGAACGUAUUGAAAAUGAGUGACGAAAAAAUGUCAGAUUUCAAGCAUUUGUUUGAGGCUUUAAGAGCCGGUUGUCCAACACAUGCCGGGUUUGCUAUUGGAUUUGAUAGAUGGGUUGCAGUGUUGACAGGACGAGAGAGUGUAAGAGAUGUCAUAUUCUUUCCAAAAGGGAAUAGAGGUGAGGACGCUAUGGUAGGAAGCCCUGGGAUGAUCACGAAGGAGCAAGAAGAAACAUAUGGCUUGAGAUCCAGGUGA